Messenger RNA from Paramuricea clavata, 3593 nucleotides. The record is from the annotation of a GenBank genome assembly. NCBI's taxonomy places the organism in Eukaryota, Metazoa, Cnidaria, Anthozoa, Malacalcyonacea, Plexauridae.
AAUAUUUUGAAAAUCUAUAUUUUGGACGAAAACAAAUUUGUAGUUUUUUACUGAUCUAGAAAGCUUCAAAUGACACAAUCUAUUGUAGUUCAAGGUAGAUUAGUAAGAAAUUGUUUAAUUUAUUUUGAUUCCCAAAAAUUACGGUUUUUAAUGCCUUAUUUUUUUUUGUAAUUUUUUAUAGUUGGGCAAUGUGGCAAUCAGGUAGUGUUACCAUACAUAAAAAGUUGUACUUUUUUGUCCAAAUAUAACUCGGUUAAACGCAUUAUCAAUAUAUCACUUUUGUACAUUAGAUAGGGUGUCGUUUUUGGGAUCUGGCUUUGCGAGAGCAUGCAAGUAUAAAUAAGGUAGUGUCAUCACCAUUAUACGUAUAUUUCUUGCCAAAAACUAUAAAUGUCUAUAAAACAGGUCGAUCAAUAUCUCAUCUUUAUUUAGUCUGGGAGAUACGAUGAAUCUCUGAGCAGCUUCUUUAGAAAUGUAGACACCAGGUGGGCUAUUAUAUUUGCAUCAUGCCAGCUUAUACAUUUAGUCCAAUAAUUUCAAUAUUUCAAUUAAUCAAGGUAUGAGGAUCCCAAAGACAUACCUGUCGGAGAUGGGAAAGGGAAGAUUAGAAGCCUCAAAGCUAGAGUAAGUGCACGUGGACAAGAUGUUUUGAUUCCUGGGUUCAAUUCCUGUAAUAUACAGUCUUCUGGUUAUCAUUUCACCAUAGUUCCAAGAAAUACUUCCAGUUUGUUUCAAUCUACGAUUAUGGCAAACAAAAUUAAGGUUGUCUCCUGGUUACCCACUGGACAAAUAAGGGAUGACUCAAGCCCUGUUUACACUACACUCAAGUUUUGGUACGGCGCGGGUAAAAUUGGUUGCCGUACCACUUUUUUGGUUCUUGGACUACCUAUUUAGCUAAGCCUGUUUACACUACGCUCAAUUUUUGGUACCGUACCACUUUUUGGACUACCUAAAUAGGUAGUCCAAGAACCAAUAAAGUGGUACAGGUACCAAUUUUAUCUCUGCCAUACCAAAAAUUGUGCGUAGUUUUGACGGGGCUUCAAUCUUCCUGGACUCUGGGGUCAGAACAGCUUAACAGAACAUGAUAGAGCUAGAUCCAGUAUAAAUAAAUACUGUUUGAUAACUAUAUAAUUCUUGCCCAGGCUGUGUUGAUUGACAUGGAGGAAGGAGUGGUCAAUGAAACGCUAAAUGGACCACUACAAGAUAUCUUCGAUUGCAAACAACUUAUCACUGACGUCUCUGGAUGUGGAAAUAAUUGGUACACAGUCGAUCCUCUGUUAAGUAGUGGACAUCCUAUCCACAGACAUCUUUAUUAAUAAGUGCAGACAUAUAUGGAAGUUCCGAAGCAACAGUUAUAUCUUAUUCCUUUAUUUUUCUGGUAAUUUGGGAAAUUGUCACCAUUUUAUUUUAGGGCAACUGGUUAUAUGAUGUAUGGCAGUCAAUAUCAUGAUACAAUUUUAGAGACGAUACGUCACGCUGUAGAGUUGUGCGAUUCCCUGCAGUGUUUCUUUCUGCUACAUUCUAUGGGAGGAGGUAACAUAUACUAAAGUAGCAUCAUCAUUCAACUUUAUUCAUACUGGAUUAAUUAUCAGUUGUAAACUGUUCUUAAUUGCGAGGCCAGUCAUGACCUGUAGUACUUUGUAGAGUCAAACUGGAAUGUGAAAUUAUAGUCAGCCUAAACUACACAAUGCAGGAAUCGGACCUCAAAGAUGAAAGGUACAUUCUGCUAACCCCCGCAGCACCAAUAAUUUAUUUCUGUCUUUAUCUUUUCUAGGUACUGGCUCGGGUGUAGGGACCAAUGUACUGGGUCUUUUGGAGGAAAACUACCCAGAUGUGUAUCGCUUUACUACGGCUGUUUAUCCGUCGGAUGACGACGAUGUGAUUACAUCACCAUAUAACAGGUGGGCCCAACGUCACAAAGCAAGAUAGGACACAGUCAAGACAAAAUUCGCCUUGAAGAAUGUCUGUAUUAAUUAAUAAGACUUCCUCUCAAUGUGCUUUUUGUUAAGAAACUGUUGCAACAUGACCUUGUAUUAAAUUGUUCUUGUAAUAUGCUCUAUCUGUCAGUCUUUCAAUGGGUGAAUGAUUUCCUUUGCUUUUACUUUUCUUCAGUGUUCUUGCAAUGCAUCAAUUGACAGAGAAAGCAGACUGUGUGCUACCCAUUGAAAAUCAGGUGAAUAGGAUUGAUCAGCAUAGAUAUUUGCUGCACAGUAUAAACUAUGGUUUUUAAUCCAUUAAUGCUCAACAUUUUUGCUUGACAAGUAAAAUUAGCUGGCAUUUAGGGCCCAGUGUGAAAUAUAAAUUGGGCCAUAUUGCCAUUUUAACAAGAGACAUAUGGCUAAUCUGGCAUGGUCUGUUGACCUAUUAAACUGCAAGAACUUUACCAUAACUAAGCAAGGUUAUUGGGGGUGCAUUGUGGCAUCACAUAUUAUAGUUAUUUUCAAAAUAACUUAACUGACAGUCUAUAUUUUACAGGCUCUGAUUGACAUAACAAACAAAAUCUACGAUGCCAUGCCUCCAAGUAGGCCAGGCAAGAAAGUCUACCCAAGCAAAGAGACGCAAGUCAAAGAGACCAGUGCAAUCACAUCGAGUGAAAAAGGAGCAACCAAACCAUCCCAGGAAAAACCAUUUGAUCACAUGAACAAUAUUGUUGCAAACCUACUGCUAAACAUGACAAGCUCGGCAAGGUUUGAAGGGUCUUUGAAUGUAGACCUGAAUGAAAUAACAAUGAACCUUGUACCAUUUCCAAAACUACAUUAUCUUGUGUCCAGCCUAACACCUCUGUAUUCUCUUAUCGACGUAAACCUUCCCGUUGGACGGCUAGAUCAAAUGUUCACCGAUGCUUUCUCCAAGGAUUACCAACUUAUAAAAGCUAAUCCGAAACAAAGCCUUUAUCUGGCGUGUGCGCUUAUAGUUCGUGGCAAAGCAGAGGUGUCUGACAUUAGACGAAAUAUAGAAAGACUCAAGCCUAAUCUCAAGUUUAUUAAUUGGAAUGAGGAAGGGUGGAAGACUGGCCUGUGUUCGGUUGCACCAGUUGGGCAACCUUAUUCGUUACUAUCGCUUGCAAACAACACUUGUAUCCAAAAUACUUUCCAUAAUUUAAAGCAACGUUUUAUGAAGUUGUACAGAAGGAAGGCACAUAUUCAUCAUUAUAACAAUGUGGAUGGUUUCGAACCGUUUAUUUUUGACGACAGUUUAGAAUCGCUUAAUUAUUUAAUUAACGAAUAUGAAAUGCUGAACAGAACGAUUGGUCAGCCCGUAGAAUACCCGACACGGUUGUCAAUUUUGUAGAAAAUAAAGGAAAAUAAUUUAUUAUAAUGAAGACAACAAUUCAAACAGUUUUUCUGAAAUUUAUUUAUUCUCACAUACAACGUAUUUCAUGCAAAGGCUUACAUUAAUUCUGUUGCCUUCCCUGUUAUUUUUAAUAUGUGCAUGUAUUUUAUGAGUUACAACUGUUGGUAUUAUUGCGUAUUGGCGAAGUUAAAUAAAUAAAUAUUAAAUAAACACAUGAGCUUGCCACAAUCGUCUUCAGUCAUCGAAUAAUAGCCCUACAAGAAAAUAAAGCACAGCUCAAUUUCAGGGUGCGAUAAUUA